Molecule: messenger RNA, 832 nt
Organism: Haliotis rubra (blacklip abalone)
Lineage: Eukaryota; Metazoa; Mollusca; Gastropoda; Lepetellida; Haliotidae
Exons: 3
Coding region: 124-726 (200 amino acids)
Cellular component (GO): extracellular region
Molecular function (GO): chitin binding
Source: RefSeq, a predicted model, not a curated record
CCAGAUCACAAUUCACAGGGAUAUACGAGAAACUGUAUAUUGCAGGAGUUUAAAUCAACCGAGCUCUCGUAUAACUGUUAAAGAACAUCAGGUGAAUUAGUGUCUCUGAAUUUUUAUCACAUCAUGGCAUUUCGAAUUGUUCUGGCUUGUUUACUCGUAGCCAUGGCAACGGCGACAGAAUCAGUGGGUAGUUGUGUGGUGAAGGGCAACCCCGAUUUCAGACCAGAUCCCGAUGACUGUUCCGUGUUUUAUGUGUGCGCAAAUGAUAUCCUGUACAAGUUCAACUGUUCGAACAGCGUGUUCGAUCCCGUGACCAGAACUUGUGUAGGCAGGGGAUCUACCUACGACACAUGUACCAAGAAGGACACCCCAGCACAGACGGUCAUCUGUCUCCCCGGGUCUCGUGCCCUGAUUCCCCACCCCGAAAACUGUGCCCAGUACUACAACUGCUCCGACCCCAAGCAGAGGUUCAGGUGGCCUGAGCAUCUGAGGGAGUGUCCCUACCCCCAACUCUACAACGUCAUCACGAAACAGUGCGAACACUAUAGUAUGGUGAAGUGCGGUGACAGAGAACAGCCAAUCAGUCACUGCGACUACCGGGCGAACCAAUGCCAGGCUUGCUCACUGUAUCCCCUGCAUCGUGCGCUACCCAAGUUGCAAGGGUCUUCCCGACGGCUUGAACCAGUGGGUAGGGAGGGAAGACUCCCCAUACUAUGUCGUGUGUAACGGGGGACGGAUGGUAUAUUCGGGUUUGUGCAACCAGGCGUACGGACCACAGACCUUCGACAAGGUCAGGAAGAUGUGCGUUGAAGUCACUCUUUAACGACAUGAA